Molecule: messenger RNA, 2127 nt
Organism: Lipotes vexillifer (Yangtze River dolphin)
Lineage: Eukaryota; Metazoa; Chordata; Mammalia; Artiodactyla; Lipotidae
Gene: HOOK2
Product: hook microtubule tethering protein 2
Exons: 21
Coding region: 1-2127 (708 amino acids)
Biological process (GO): cytoplasmic microtubule organization; cytoskeleton-dependent intracellular transport
Cellular component (GO): cytoplasm; centrosome
Molecular function (GO): microtubule binding; dynein light intermediate chain binding
Source: RefSeq, a predicted model, not a curated record
AUGAGCGUGGACAAGGCCGAGCUAUGCGGGUCUCUGCUCACCUGGUUGCAGACGUUCCAUGUCCCGCCCCCCUGUACCAGCCCCCAGGAACUGAGCAGUGGCCUCGCAGUAGCCUAUGUGCUGAACCAGAUAGACCCUUCCUGGUUCAACGAGGCAUGGCUCCAGGGCAUCUCAGACGACCCAGGUCCCAACCGGAGGUUGAAGGUCAACAAUCUGAAGACAAUCUUACAGAGCCUGGUGGAGUACUCCCAGGAUGUCCUGGGGCAUCCCAUUUUGGAGCAGCACCUUCCAGAUGUGAGCCUUAUUGGCGAGUUCUCCGACCCAGAAGAGCUUGGCAAGCUGCUUCAGCUGGUGCUGGGCUGUGCUAUCAGUUGCGAGAAGAAGCAGGAGCACAUCCAGAGAAUCAUGACGCUAGAGGAAUCAGUUCAGCAUGUGGUGAUGGAAGCCAUCCAGGAGCUCAUGACCAAAGACACCUCUGACUCCCUGUCACCGGAAACAUAUGGGAACUUUGAUAGCCAGGUAAGGGGUGGGGACCUUCUCCGGCUCGUCUGUAUGCCCUGCCCACAGCUCGUACUCCUGUCAGAGGAGAAGCAGAGCCUGGUUCAGGAAAAUGAGGUGCUGAGGGAGCGGGUGGGCCGGUCCGAGGGUGAGGGCGCCGCAGGCCUCACCUCCAAGAAGCUGCUGCUGCUGCAGUCCCAGCUGGAGCAGCUGCAGGAAGAGAACUUCAGGCUGGAGAGCGGCAGGGAGGACGAGCGCGUGCGCUGUGCCGAGCUGGAACGGGAGGUCGCCGAGCUGCAGCAGCGGAACCAGGAGCUGACCAGCCUGGCCCAGGAGGCACAGGCCCUGAAGGAUGAGAUGGAUGAACUUCGGCAGUCCUCAGAGCGCGCAGGGCAGCUGGAGGCCACGCUGAGCAGCUGCCGGCGCCGCCUGGGCGAGCUGCGGGAGCUGCGGCGGCAGGUGCGGCAGCUGGAGGAGCGCAACGCCGGCCACGCCGAGCGCACGCGGCAGCUGGAGGAAGAGCUGCGCCGGGCAGGCUCCCUGCGCGCCCAGCUAGAGGCGCAGCGGCUGCAGGUUCAGGAACUGCAGGGCCAGCGGCAGGAGGAGGCCAUGAAGGCCGAGAAAUGGCUAUUCGAGUGCCGCAAUCUGGAGGAAAAGUAUGAGUUGGUGUCAAAGGAGAAGGAGCGGCUGCUGGCAGAGCGGGACUCCCUGCGGGAGGCCAAUGAGGAGCUGCGCUGUGCCCAGUUGCAGCCUCGCGGGCUGAGCCAAGCCGACCCCUCACUGGAUCCCACCUCACCGGCUGUGGAAAACUUAGCAGCCGAGAUCCUACCUGCGGAGCUCAGGGAGACGCUCCUACAGCUUCAGCUGGAGAACAAGCGCCUCUGCCAGCAGGAGGCGGCCGACCGGGAACGGCAGGAGGAGCUGCAGCGCCACCUGGAGGAGGCCAACCGCGCGCGCCACGGCCUGGAGAUGCAGCACUGGCUGAACCAGCAGCAGCUGUCGGAGCUGCGGGCCCAGGUGGAGGACCUGCAGAAGGCCCUGCAGGAGCAGGGGGGCAAGACUGAAGACGUGAGUUCAACCCUGCUGAAGAGGAAGCUGGAGGAGCAUCUGCAGAAGUUGCAUGAGGCAGAUCUGGAGCUGCAGCGGAAGCGCGAGUACAUCGAGGAACUAGAGCCCCCUGCCGAUAGCAGCACAGCCCGGCGUGUCGAGGAGCUGCAGCACAACCUGCAGAAAAAGGACGCGGACUUGCGGGCCAUGGAGGAGCGGUACCGCAGAUACGUGGACAAGGCGCGCACAGUCAUACAGACCCUGGAACCCAAGCAGCGGCCACCUGGGGGAGCUCCUCCGGAACUCCACACCCUGAGGACACAGCUCCGGGAGCGGGAUGUCCGCAUCCGGCACCUGGAGAUGGACUUUGAGAAGAGUCGAAGUCAGCGAGAGCAGGAAGAAAAGCUGCUCAUCAGUGCCUGGUAUAAUAUGGGCAUGGCUCUGCAGCAGCGAGCGGGGAAAGAGGGGGCCCCUGCCCAUGCCCAGUCCUUCCUGGCACAGCAGCGGCUGGCCACCAAUGCUCGCCGUGGACCCCUGGGACGCCUAGCACCCUUGAACAUGCGCCCCACUGACAAGCAUUGA